This is a messenger RNA of Lecanosticta acicola, 848 nucleotides long. The record is from the annotation of a GenBank genome assembly. Lineage: Eukaryota; Fungi; Ascomycota; Dothideomycetes; Mycosphaerellales; Mycosphaerellaceae.
AUGUCUUCAUCCUCCUCCUCCUUGAACCUCUACGACCUCUCCGUCCCAAUCUUCACCCGAGCCCUCGAGAGCCAACUCGCCUUCCUCAAAAAGGGCGAACAGUGGUGCAAGGACAACAAUGUCGACCCGGAGAAACUCAUCCAGGGGCGCAUCGCGCCGGAUAUGCUCGUAAGUUGAAGGAAUAAAUAAAUAAACACCAAGAGAACACCUUCCUCUCCCAUGCACUCCAAUCCAAUCCACUCCACCUCCACCUCUCCUUUUCCUACACCCAAAAAACCCCCCCUCCCGCUUCCAAAAAAAAAACCCACCAAAUUCUCACCCUCUCUUUCUGAUGAAAACCACACGUGCACAGCCCUUGCCCUUCCAAGUCCAAAGCUGCUGCAAGCACUCCACCGGCGUCCUGCAACGCCUCGGAGGCGCGACCCCACCACCACCACCCUCAUCCUCCGUCGAGAACAACAACAACGACGACGACAAGUCCUUCGCCGAUCUCUACGCCCGCUUGGAGAGCGCCAUCGCCCAGCUGAAGACCGCGAAGAAAGCCGAAUUCGCGGCUCCUGUACGUCUGCCUCCCCACCCACCCCACCCCCAUCCUCCUGCUUCUUCUUCCUCCUCCUUCUGAAUAAGUUCCUGCUUGACGCCUUUCUUUCUUUCUCUAGGAAGCAACCUGCAAAGUGCAAGCGGGCCCCCGCGAAUUCGACUUCAACAACCUCGCCUACGUGCAGAACUUCGCGCUGCCGAAUUUCUUCUUCCACUCGCAGACGGCCUAUUUGAUCCUGCGCAAGGAAGGGGUGCCCGUGGGGAAGUUGGAUUUUUUGGGUCCCUUGGAUACGCUCACCGGACUUUGA